Symbiodinium sp. CCMP2456 is the source of this 412-nucleotide messenger RNA. NCBI's taxonomy places the organism in Eukaryota, Dinophyceae, Suessiales, Symbiodiniaceae. The record is from the annotation of a GenBank genome assembly.
GCUCACGGCAAUACUGAAGAGCUACCCGGGUCAAUGGCUGGUGGCGGGGGAUUUUAACGUGAGCCCCCGCGAGCUCGCAGACACCACGCUCGUCUGCGAGCUAGGAGGCCAGGUUAUCGCCACCGGCAGCCCCACGACCCAUUGCGGCACGGAAAUUGACUUCGUGAUUGCAAGCAAUGCCAUUGCAGGCAUGGUGUCGGUCACCUUGGAUUGGAGCGCCCCGCACAGGCCUCACGCCAGCCUGUGCAUCGAGAUCAACAUGCCGGGGCAGUUGGACAAGGUCCUUCAGCUCCCUAAUUUCCCGGUCUGUGAUGCCGCCCGUGACUGUCAGCUCCCAACGGACAUGCCGGCACCAUCUCCGAUUGAGGUCUUGGACCAGUUGGAGUUCGAGGGAGAUCUGGCCACCACCCAG